Nematolebias whitei (Rio pearlfish) is the source of this 673-nucleotide messenger RNA. Its product is annotated as histone H3.3A. Gene Ontology annotation, cellular component: nucleosome. The record is from RefSeq and is a predicted model, not a curated record. Bases 116 to 526 code for a protein of 136 amino acids. The transcript has a single exon. Lineage: Eukaryota; Metazoa; Chordata; Actinopteri; Cyprinodontiformes; Rivulidae. Gene Ontology annotation, molecular function: DNA binding; protein heterodimerization activity; structural constituent of chromatin.
GCAGAGGUGGGAGUUCGUGACCUGACCAAACGUCAAGGUGAAGUCCGCCGAUCAAAAGACGCGGCACGAAAGAAGGAGGUCGUCUCCAGCGAAAUAUAAACACAAACACUAAGAAAUGGCUCGUACCAAGCAGACCGCUCGUAAAUCCACGGGAGGAAAGGCACCCAGGAAGCAGCUGGCGACUAAAGCGGCCAGGAAAAGUGCGCCAUCUACUGGUGGGGUGAAGAAGCCUCAUAGAUACAGGCCUGGUACUGUUGCUCUGCGUGAGAUCCGUCGGUACCAGAAAUCCACCGAGCUGCUCAUCAGGAAGCUGCCCUUUCAGCGCCUUGUCAGGGAAAUAGCUCAAGACUUCAAGACAGAUCUGCGUUUUCAGAGUGCAGCGAUUGGUGCUCUCCAGGAAGCAAGCGAGGCAUACCUGGUCGGACUGUUCGAGGACACCAACCUGUGCGCCAUUCACGCAAAAAGAGUCACGAUCAUGCCCAAGGACAUCCAGCUGGCCAGGCGAAUUAGAGGAGAGCGUGCAUAAAUGCUCCGCUUUUUCUUUUUUAGUUGGGGAGGGUGGGUUGUUUGGGGAGGGGUGUUGAUCAGGGCUUUGUAAAUCUUAUUACCAGCAUGUGUGUGCCACAUGAUUUGUAGUUGAAAGCAUGUUUUUGUACUUCACUUUUCAUUUCCC